AUGGUUUCUCUCAAAGCCGCCGUCUUCGUGUUUACACUGAGCCUCGGCAUUGGAAGCCACGCCACGAGCAUCGCCUCCUGGUCGAACCACACCGCCGUCCAGAUCACGAAGACUCUUCCCUCAGUGGGAUCGACCACAGUCGGAGAUGCGACUGUAACGGAUUUUCCAGCCUCCAUGGCCAACUCCGAAACUCUGUCGUCAGGUACCAGUAGUUUGCCUGCAUCCAAUUCAAGCAAUACUCAAGAGAUGGUCAGCAGCUCGAUGUCAGGAUUCACAGCGAUCUCUUCAGAGAGUGUCCUCUCCACGAGCAUUUCGAACGUUUCCGCACUCCAACAGGCGAGCGACUCGUUCUGGGGAGCGAUGGUGCCAACGUCAAGCUUUUCCAGCAUCUCCAUUCUCAUCUCCUCGGACGUCUCUCUGCUUCUGACUGCAAGUUCCUCGUCGAUGUCGGUCCCGGCGCCGACAUCCGACACGGUAUCCUCGACAGCUUCAACUGGAAGCGAUGCCUCCUCCUCCUCGGGCACGGCCAUCGAUUUUACAACCCAGCAGACUGAUAGUUCGAUCUCGGAACAAGCCACUACGUACGCCAACUCGUCCAGCGCUGUCGUGUCUUCUACCACUUCACUCGCCGAGGUAUGGACUACUGUCCCCUUGGUCAUUCCGGUGCCAAGUUCAGCGUUCAGCAACGCUGCUACUACCUUCAGCAGCAACCCAGUGCUUCAGGCCACCAGUCAGAUGCCAACCUCUGUGGAUGCUGUUGCUCCAUCAUCAGUGGCAAGCACAAUCACAAUGACGACCUUUGUCACGACUCGGACUGUUGGCUACCAAGAGACCUCCUUCGUCACAAUCACCGUCAGUACUCCACCAGCAACCGCAGUCCUGACCAAGAGAGAAGUUUGCACGGCUCCCGGUGGUCUUCUCUACGAUUGUGGUCCCGUCCCACCCAAGGCAGAACCAAUCGAGUGGUGGGCCGACAAGGAAGCCGUCGCGGAGAUUCUCGACUUCUUGGAGCACCUGUGGGCCCACAUGCCGCCGCCCGCACAGCAAGUGGCCGUAGUGCCCGCCAAAAGGGACGUGUGCACGACCAAUGGCCUCCUGUUCGACUGCGGCACCCCAACUAAGCCGACGCCAACUCCAGAUGCGGCCGCCGCAGCCGCCGCCGCUAUCAUGUCGAUCUUGCAAAAUCUGCCUCCGUCGCCGCCGAACUGA
Messenger RNA from Zymoseptoria tritici IPO323, 1209 nucleotides. RefSeq lists its product as uncharacterized. Bases 1 to 1209 code for a protein of 402 amino acids. The record is from RefSeq and is a predicted model, not a curated record. NCBI's taxonomy places the organism in Eukaryota, Fungi, Ascomycota, Dothideomycetes, Mycosphaerellales, Mycosphaerellaceae. The transcript is spliced from 2 exons.